UAGUAGUUCGUAUUAUUCAACUCUCUAAAUCUGAAUUAGUGAAAAUUUCACUAUUUCAAUUAGUAAAUGUAUGGUUUACUAACAAAAUAGUAAUAUUUUGAGGUUUUACUUUUAAAAUACCGAUUUUAAUUAACCCCACCUGAUCUUCGUUUGAAUGAAAAUGAUUCUUCGUUCGAAAGUCUCGCUUCGUUCAUCAUUCAGAUCUCGGACCGAAGACAGAUAAAAUUAUUGAGUAUUUCCGAAAUUUGUGACAAUGUCGGAAAUUCAACUAUUUUACGAUGAUCAAAAUAUAUUCAUUACAGGUGGAACUGGAUAUUUUGGAAAAAUUCUAAUAGAAAAAUUAUUGAGAAGUUUUCCAAAUAUAGGAACUAUCUACAUGUUGAUGAGACCGAAGAGGGGAAAAGAUGUAAACGAACGACGGAAGGAACUCCUCAGAGCACCUGUUUUUGAUCCUUUAAGACAGAAAAAUCCUGACUUUGAGCAGAAAGUCGUGGCAAUAAAUGGUGAUAUAGAAAAACCUGGUUUAGGAUUGUCUGCUGAAGAUCGCAAUUUUCUUAUAAAAGAGGUGUCCAUAGUUUUUCACUCAGCAGCUUCUGUUGUGUUUAAUGAACCUUUACCAAAGGCUUUUGUGACGAAUAUCAUGAGUGUGAAAGAAAUCAUCGAUUUUUGCAAAGAAUGCAAAAAAUUAAAGGCUGCUGUUUACGUAUCUUCAGCAUUCAGCAAUCUUAUUCAUGAUAAGAUUGAAGAGAAAGUAUAUCCAUCACCUAUUAAAUAUGAAGAAAUAAAAGCGAUAACGGAAUUUAUGAAAGAAAAAAAUCUUUCACGAGAGGAUCAGCAGAAACUAACAAAAAUUAUCAUAGGAAAAUUUCCAAACACCUAUACCUUUUCAAAAGCAACAGGUGAAGGUUUGAUAAAAGAAUACGCGAGUGAUUUGUCAUUUUGCAUCUACAGAUUUUCCAUUGGUACUUCGACAUAUAAAGAACCAUUUCCUGGAUGGAUUGAUGCUUCUCAAGGAAUGAAUGCAUUGUUGAUAUAUGGCAAACUUGGUACAGUUCAUGUGCUAAAUUUGAAUGAGAAAAUAAAUUUUGAUAUCAUACCGGCGGAUUUUGCGGUGAAUGGUAUAAUCGCAUCAUGCUGGGAGACUGGAAUGAUACCAAAAAAGAUAGACGGCGAUGUACCUGUGUACAAUUUUGUUUCUAGCACAGACAAUCCAAUAAAAAUGGGAGACGUUUUUGAAAUAUAUAAAAAAUACCAGUGGAAGAAUCCAGCAAGAGCAGCUAUUUAUUAUCCCUUCUUCAUCGGAGUUACUUCUCUACCACUCUUCAUUAUUUACAAUUUUUUUCUUCAUAAAAUCCCAAUUUUUAUUGGUGAUCUCAUAUUAAAAUUAUUGGGUAGGAAUCCCAAUCUGCAUAGAAUCUACCAAAAAGGAGUAGUCGUAAUGGACUCGUUGAGAAUUUUCAUGAACCGUGAUUGGAUCUUUGAGACUUACAGGAUAAGAGCCCUCUGGAAUAAACUUUCAGAAACUGAUAAGAAAUUACUGCCUUUUGAUAUAACAACAGUAAAUUGGGACGAUUUUACCAAUAUACAUUUUGAUGCAGUUCACAAAUUCUUAUUGAAAACUGACAAUAGUCCUGAAAGCAUCAAGUACUCUCGUCGUCGAAUGAUGAAGCUCUAUGUAAUUCAUCAGAUUGUGAAUUUUCUGACCAUCGUCUUCAUUUUGUGGUUCAUCUGGAUGAUAGUUUCUUUUUUUUAUAAAUAAUGUAUAAUUUUGUAACUAAAAAUUU
This is a messenger RNA of Belonocnema kinseyi, 1784 nucleotides long. Its product is annotated as fatty acyl-CoA reductase wat-like. Gene Ontology annotation, biological process: long-chain fatty-acyl-CoA metabolic process. Gene Ontology annotation, molecular function: alcohol-forming very long-chain fatty acyl-CoA reductase (NADP+) activity. Lineage: Eukaryota; Metazoa; Arthropoda; Insecta; Hymenoptera; Cynipidae. Bases 254 to 1759 code for a protein of 501 amino acids. The record is from RefSeq and is a predicted model, not a curated record. The transcript is spliced from 12 exons. Gene Ontology annotation, cellular component: peroxisome.